GCCGGCUGACCGCCGCCAUUACACCAGACGGAGAAGCUACAGGCUACAGCAGUGAAGCCCCGCUGCUCUGUGGGCUCUUAGUGGGACCGUAUCGGAGCCGGUUCUGGACCCGGUUCUGGACCCGGGAUGGACAGUGAGAUCCAGCGGGACGGCAGAGUCCUGGACCUGACCGACGACGCGUGGAGGGAGGACCGGCUGCCCUACGAGGACGUUUCCAUCCCUCUGAGCGAGCUGCCGGAGGCCGAGCAGGACAACGGCGGAUCCACAGAGUCGGUGAAAGAGCAGGAGAUGAAGUGGACCGACCUGGCCCUGCAGAGCCUGCAUGAAAACACGCCGAGUUCUGGAAGCUGAGGAGCCGUCCAGAACUGGACCCGGUUCAUCCGCUUGCUUUGGAACAACUAAUAAAUCUAGAUGUUGUGCAUAGUCA
Messenger RNA from Poecilia reticulata (guppy), 427 nucleotides. It is a transcript of the gene anapc13, whose product is annotated as anaphase promoting complex subunit 13. Gene Ontology annotation, cellular component: anaphase-promoting complex. Gene Ontology annotation, biological process: protein K11-linked ubiquitination. The record is from RefSeq and is a predicted model, not a curated record. NCBI's taxonomy places the organism in Eukaryota, Metazoa, Chordata, Actinopteri, Cyprinodontiformes, Poeciliidae.